Molecule: messenger RNA, 2098 nt
Organism: Cuscuta epithymum
Lineage: Eukaryota; Viridiplantae; Streptophyta; Magnoliopsida; Solanales; Convolvulaceae
Source: the annotation of a GenBank genome assembly
ACCGUCCGAUUGAACUACUUAUCCGUUCUUUAAUUUUUCUUUGUCAAGUUUUUUCCCUGUCCAAAUGCUGCUUUCUUCCUUUGCUUCCGUAUGGAGGAGACAAUGGGGUGGGUAAGGGUAACCAUACUCCUCGCCUCCCAAAAACCCACUCACCCACUCCCUUCAUGUGAAGUACGAUAAAAAUUAAUUUGCUGUUGGGAUUUGGUGUACGACAACUGUACGAGGCCGAUUACCUGUCGUUACAUACGACGCCUUGCGCCAAGUUCCAUCAAUCUUUAUCUUCUGCGCUUCUUCCGAUCGAACGGUAAUGGAAGGCAUUUCAAAGAAACUUGAUAGAUAAAUACUUCGCCCCCUCUCACUGUUGUAUGAUGCUUUGCCGACAAAUUUGUCGGAAAAAGAUACGAUCUUCUUCCGACCGGCGGUGGUUCUGCUCUCUUACCAGUGUUUCACCGUCCCCGGUAGCUUCUGGUGGGCGGAAAGCAUGGACGAUCGUUCCAGCUGCCGUAUGUUACUCUCCAGCCCACUCCGCUCGAUGUUCCGCGACGUCGUUUAGCUCCUUCAGUAGGCUUGCGACUUUGAAAGUUACAUUUGGCCUGAAAGGCUGUUGCUUUUCAACUCAAGCUCAGGUUGUUGACCCAGAGGGUGGAAUACUGGAUGUACCUUUAGCACAAACUGGUGAAGGGAUCGCUGAAUGCGAGCUUAUAAGAUGGUUUGUUAAGGAGGGAGACCAAGUUGAAGAAUUUCAGCCACUUUGUGAAGUUCAGAGUGACAAGGCUACCAUAGAAAUAACAAGUCGUUACAAGGGAACAAUUUCUCGCAUUCUUCAUGUUCCCGGGAACAUCGUGAAGGUGGGAGAGACUCUGUUGAAAAUUGCUGCGGAUAGAAUUUCAGCUCCUACUCAGGCUGUAGACAUUUGUGAAAAUGUUAAAGAAAUUAAUAGUGUGUCAAGUAGCAUAGAUGAUCAUAGUUCUGCUGCUAUAAAUUCGAGGAUUGGUGGAGUGUUAUCCACUCCUGCUGUCCGUAUUCUUGCAAAGCAGUAUGGUGUAGAUAUAAAUGUUGUCCCUGGAACUGGAAAGGAUGGACGGAUACUUAAAGAGGAUGUCUUAAACUAUGCAGCGGUCCACAGAGGAACCUUAGUUAAUUCACAAGCACUCCCAAAUCCUGCAGACCAAUUACACAGUGUGGACAUCACAUACCCUGACAUUUCAGCUUCUCAUGGGUUGGGUUAUGAAGACACAACAAUUCCCCUAAGGGGAUUUCAACGUGCUAUGGUUAAAUCAAUGACCCUGGCUGCAAAAAUUCCUCAUUUUCAUUAUAUUGAAGAGAUAAAUUGUGAUGCACUUGUAGAGCUCAAAAGAUCAUUCCAGAAGGCAAACUCUGAUCCAGAAGUCAAACACACUUUUCUUCCUUUCUUAUUGAAGUCUCUUUCAAUGGCUUUUACUAAAUAUCCCAUGCUAAAUAGUUGCUUCAAAGAGGAGCUUUAUGAAGUCACUGUAAAAGGAUCUCACAACAUUGGGAUUGCAAUGGCAACUCCACAUGGCUUAGUUGUUCCAAACAUAAAGAAGGUGCAGUCAUUAUCAAUCUUGGAGAUAACCAAGGAACUUUCAAGAUUGCAAAAGUUGGCAAUGGCCAACAAGCUUGACCCCGAGGAUGUAUCUGGUGGGACUUCUACUCUAAGCAACAUUGGAGCAAUUGGUGGAAAGUAUGGUUCCCCUCUAAUCAAUGCACCUGAAGUUGCCAUCAUUGCCAUAGGCCGGAUUCAAAAAAUCCCCCAUUUUGCUGAAGAUGGAAAUGUGUAUCCAGCUUCAGUUUUGACAGUAAACGUAGGAGCUGAUCAUAGAGUACUUGAUGGAGCUACUGUUGCAAAGUUCUGCAAUGAGUGGAAACAAUUUAUUGAGCAACCGGAUCUUAUGAUGUUGCAUAUGAGAUGAGUUUUCCAUUUGUUUGUUUGUCUUUGAAUAAGGGAAUGAACAGCAUUUACUUGUGAUGAUACUCAAUUGAUUGUCAUCCUCUUCUUCCAUCUAUGUUGACCAAAAAUAAGAAAAGUAACAGUUCCUUCAAAGUCGAUAACACUAUACUAGUAAUAUCUUAUUCGGCA